Messenger RNA from Formica exsecta, 2182 nucleotides. RefSeq names its product 5'-AMP-activated protein kinase catalytic subunit alpha-2 (gene AMPKalpha). The coding region runs from base 545 to 2092 and encodes 515 amino acids. The transcript is spliced from 10 exons. NCBI's taxonomy places the organism in Eukaryota, Metazoa, Arthropoda, Insecta, Hymenoptera, Formicidae. Gene Ontology annotation, biological process: protein phosphorylation; intracellular signal transduction. The record is from RefSeq and is a predicted model, not a curated record. Gene Ontology annotation, molecular function: protein serine/threonine kinase activity; ATP binding. Gene Ontology annotation, cellular component: cytoplasm.
UCAAAAAUCAUUGCUUUAUUACCGACAACGCAAAGAUUUACUUAUCUACAGUAGCGCGCAGCGAGUUUUUUUUCUUCAAGUUGAUUAUUAUGCUAAUUUCCAUAAAGCUGGCCAUCUUUAACAGUACAUACUUCGUUGGUGAUUAUAAUAAUUACGUACAUUUUAUAUAAUCAUAAGACACGAUUUUGUCAAAUUUAUCAUGCGGACGAUCUUGAGUCUCGACCAUCAGCGCAUGUGGAAUUAUUUUUCAGUGUCAACAUUUUUAUAUAGCUGUAUGAUGUAAGAAUAAACUGUAUAUUCUAUUCUAACAUUACCAUUCGAGCGAUGACACAAUUGAUCCGAUAAAAUUGAUCGUACAAUAGCCGCGUGAUGAGAAGUCCAGCAUGUAAAUAGUGUCAGGUGAUUGAAACUGUGCUAUUUUGGCUGCCCGUUUUUCUGUCAUUGGAAUUUUUUAUGUUUUUAUUAUCAAUCAACCGUAUAUUGUCUCAUUGAUGAGAUUCAUCUCGCAUAAAUUCGCUCCUCCAGGUACAGCAACGAAUUAAAGAUGGCUGAAAAACUUGCAAACAAUCAACCACAACCCAUUGUUAAGAUAGGCCAUUAUACGUUAGGCCAGACUUUAGGUGUCGGCACAUUUGGUAAAGUAAAAAUUGGAGAACAUGUUUUAACAAAACACAAGGUUGCCGUGAAGAUUCUGAAUCGUCAAAAAAUCAAAAGCCUGGAUGUUGUAGGCAAAAUUCGCAGGGAAAUACAGAAUCUUAAACUCUUCAGGCAUCCUCAUAUCAUCAAAUUAUACCAGGUCAUAAGUACUCCUACAGACAUAUUCAUGAUAAUGGAAUAUGUCUCAGGUGGAGAGCUGUUUGAUUAUAUCGUUAAGCAUGGUAAACUUAAGGAGUACGAAGCGCGACGAUUUUUCCAACAGAUUAUAUCAGGCGUCGAUUAUUGUCAUCGACAUAUGAUAGUCCAUCGCGAUUUAAAACCGGAAAAUCUUCUGUUAGAUCACAAUCUUCAUGUGAAGAUCGCAGAUUUUGGUUUAUCAAAUAUGAUGAUGGAUGGUGAGUUCUUACGUACUUCGUGCGGUUCUCCGAAUUAUGCCGCGCCGGAAGUAAUAUCUGGCAAAUUGUACGCCGGUCCCGAAGUAGAUAUCUGGUCGUGUGGUGUUAUAUUGUACGCGUUACUCUGCGGUACUUUACCAUUUGACGACGAACACGUUCCUACUCUCUUCCGCAAAAUUAAAUCUGGUGUCUUUCCUAUUCCGGAAUAUUUGAACAAGACUGUUGUUAGUCUCUUAUGCCAUAUGUUACAAGUUGAUCCAAUGAAGAGAGCAGCUAUUGAAGACAUUAAAAAACACGAGUGGUUCCAGAAGGAUCUACCAUCAUAUUUGUUCCCGUCACCCGUUGAACAAGAUUCAUCCGUUAUCGACAUUGAUGCUGUGAACGAAGUGUGUGAAAAGUUUAACGUCAAAGAACCGGAAGUACACUCCGCGCUUUUAGGCGGUGAUCCGCAUGAUCAGUUGGCGAUCGCCUAUCAUUUAAUAAUCGACAAUAAAAGAAUCGCGGAUGAAGCUGCUAAGGCUGAAUUAAAAGACUUUUAUGUGGCGUCUAGCCCACCGCCGGUAGCCUUUAGUCCGAAUGACGCGACCAGCAGUCCCUUGAGGCCUCAUCCAGAAAGAAUUGCACCAUAUCGUGAACGUCAAGGUUCGCAAGGUAGUGCAUCUGCACAGACGCAAGGCAAUCGCGGUACACCUGUGAAAAGGGCGAAAUGGCAUUUAGGUAUCAGAUCGCAGUCAAAACCAAAUGACAUUAUGAAUGAAGUUUAUCGUGCCAUGAAAGCGCUUAACUUUGAAUGGAAGAUUAUAAAUGCAUACAGUGUUAGAGUACGACAUAAAAACAACUUAACUGACAGAUAUAGCAAGAUGUCAUUACAGUUAUAUCAAGUUGAUUAUAAGAGUUAUUUAUUAGAUUUCAAGUCCUUGUCGACCGAAGAGGAUGACAUUGGACGAGAUCCAACAUUGCCACCUCCACAAGCAACGGGCCACCACACAAUGGAAUUUUUUGAAAUGUGUGCAGCAUUAAUUACACAAUUGGCGCGAUAGCGUGCCUGUUUUUUGAAAAUUAAAUUCCAUUACAGCUUGUGCUUUUAAUGGUGUAUAGUAUGAAAUAAAUGCAGGCUACUAUAAAACAAA